Messenger RNA from Klebsormidium nitens, 1086 nucleotides. The record is from the annotation of a GenBank genome assembly. NCBI's taxonomy places the organism in Eukaryota, Viridiplantae, Streptophyta, Klebsormidiophyceae, Klebsormidiales, Klebsormidiaceae.
AUGGCCGUCCUGGACACACUCUUCUUCCUGCUGUCGUACAUCUCCAACCUGGAGCUCUGGAGCUGGUUCCAGAGUGCGCUGCCGGCGUGGCCCGUCAAGAAUCAGGACCUCGUCGACGCGGUCGUGUCCGCGCAUUACGUGGACCCCGACACCGGCCUCGACGCCUGCGUCGCGCAGCGCGUGAAGAGCUCGUUGCGGAGCGCGAGCUGCGACUAUCUCAGCGUGAAAGACAUCUGUCCAGAGCUCUGCGAGUUCUCGGACGAGGGGGCUCUGGUGUUACGUUGCAGGUUGGGGGUCCUACAAGCCCUUAGAGAAGCGCGCAUGCUGACCGGCGUCCGAAAGUUCGUCGGGACGUCAGCCGGGUCCAUCCUAGCCCUCAUGGGCGCGCUAAAUAUCUGCCCGAAAGAGGUGUUGCGGUCGGUCUUGUCUUACGAAGCGGCGCACUCGCUCCUGUUUUCCAUCCGAAUCUCCAAGUUGUUCACCGACUUUGGUCUGGACGACGGCGAGCGGCUCUUCGACUUCAUCUUUAGCAUUCUAGAACGCCUGAGUCCAGGAUUCCGUGACCUCACUUUCGUGGGGCUAUUACAGAAGACUGGGAACGAGUUGCACAUACCGACCACCUGCGUGACCACGGGGUCGCUGGUGCUCAUGUCCGCGGACACCACCCCCGACCUCAAGAUCGCAACGGCGAUACGCGCCUCCUGCUCCAUCCCUCUCAUCUUCACCAGCCCUAUCAUUGACGACAAGCGCUUCUGCGACGGAGGUCUGGUAGCUUACAAUCCCGUGUCGUUCGUGUCCCAAAUACCUCCAGAGGAGAAGCUGGCCAUCUUGGUACUGCCGGACUACGACCGAGAGGACGUGAACGACGUCCUGGCAUUCACCGCUCGAGUCAUCAGGCUGGUGUGCACCUACCAUCAACUCCAGGCCAUAGAGCGGGAAGAUUGGGUGUUCUCGUCCACAUCGACCGACGGGAUGGGCGUUACCAUACCAGAUACGACCGCCAUGGUGACCGAUUUCGAACGAGGCCGAAAGGAGGCGGGCAGCUACCUUUUAAAGAGAUUCAAGCCCAAGGAUAAGCUGGAUUGA